GCGCGUAGGGUUCGUCUCUCAAAUGCUUCCUUUAGAAAAGUGAAUGUUCAGAAUUUGUAGUUGCUUUUCCGAGCGAUACAAGUAGAAGUGAAAAUCUCACUUCUGCCUUUUCCAUUCUCCUCCCUGCGCUCAACAGUUCAAAAAAAGUGAUAAUUCCGCUCUUGCUUUUUCGAGAGGUUUCUCAGACUGGGCUGUUUUCGUAUUGACUCACUGUGAGAUGGCUUUGUUUCAGUGCUGAAUUCAGAAGGUUUGUGUGUGCAAUCUGUAACUGCCUGCUGUUUGGAAGAUUACUUCUGCAUCCACUGCCAACCUGCACUAAUGGUGUGUAAACCUACCAAGGUUCAGACAACUGUUUGCUAGAUCCUUUUUGCUUCAUAAAUCCUAUAUGAACUGUGGUACUGUAUUGUCAUGCGUGAAAGAGACUGACAUUCCCCAGAAAACCAUCCUAAUUUAAGGUAAGUUUAGUGGCUUCCUCAUUGGACCUCAAAAUGUUUGUUCAAACAGUCUGAAGUUCAGAAGGAUCUGUUUUUUGUUUUUGUUGUUUGUUGAGUUUUGUUUUAAAGAAGCCCCAAUCCUUUGGGUCUGAAUUCAGAUUUCCGAAAGUGUCCAAAUGAGUUACAUGACCAAAACAUCUCAGUGUAUCAGCCUGUGUACUUCAUGACAUAGAAUUAAUGCAGUUUGCAGAAUCUGAAAUGCUCAGUUUGCUUUAAGAUUUUAUUGUAUUCAAAAUGGCACCAUGAUUUUAAGAAUUAAUUGUUACAAUGGAAAGUCCAACUGUAGCUUUAAGUAUGUGGGAAAUUUGAAAAACGUGCUUGAAGCUGCUUCCCCUAAGACACCUUACAGACAACUUUGUGUUGUUUUCAUUGUUGUUGUUGUUGUUUUUUUACUUUUGUCUUUGACUCUCUCACCCUCUGCUAUUGCUCCAGCAUUUUGUCCACUGAAUUCUUUUGUAGAGACAGAAUCAUUGUCUUUAUAUUAUCUCCCCAGUUCUUUCAGAAAAUUAAAGACCUUAUUCUGUUCCUUGAAGAAUAUUUAUGGUAGCUGAAUUUCACCUAAAUUAUUUCAUUAUUUUUCCUCCUUGGUGUUUCACUGAAGAGUACUGCCAACCAUGUGACUCAAAUACAAAUACUGCUAGCCAGGGCAAACUCAUCAGGUCCAGCAACAGCAUGAGAUGAAGACUAAGGCUGUGUAUUUUACUUGUUAUUUGUAGCCAACAAUCUCAAACCUGGUUAUUAUUAAGUAGCUUGGAUCAGACUUUGUUUUUUCAUCCCUGUUCCAAGAAUCAAGGGCUAUACUAUGCAUUCAUCAAAACAUCAAUUUUGUGCUGAUGUGAUGUGCCAACAAAGAAUGGGAUUUAGCAUUAAGAUCUGGUGAUAGGUAAUUUGUCUUAAUGUAGUGGAUCAUGGUUUCAUUGUCUGUGACAAUUGUAUUUGUUCUAGCUGUGAAAGGAUGAAAAAUGAAAAAAAAAAACAAGAAAUAAAAAUAAAGAGAUUAUUCUUUUUCCCUGUAAAAUAUGACAAUUUGAAUCUCCAUGUGUAGAAGGGAACCAAAACCACGUCUGAGUGUAUGGCUCCUUAAAGUUGCUUGUUGCACAACUUCUUUUUAGCUUUCUGAAUUGGGAUCCGUCUACCAGUCAGUCUGAAUAAAGGGAUGUGAAAUAGUUCUUUCAUUUCCUUACAGUUAUUUGUGGGAUGAUGGCACACUUGUAAUGAGUUGUGGGGUGAGCAACUACAUAUCUUGAUGUCAUUCUGGAAUAGUGCUUGAAAUACAGUAGUCUACUGCAUCCUGCUACUUUAUAUCAUGGAAAAUUUCUGGCUGUAAAUUUCAGGCAGGUGUCUUACAACAGUAAGUAUGUAUCUUCUCAAAUUGCAAAAGUUUUAGGUUAAAAAGACAAAUAAAUGGGAUGCUCAGAGAGAUUACUUUUGAUAGCUGUGUGUGAAAAACCUCUCUUGAGUACGUGUCAUAUUUGUACGUGCAUGUUCAUGUUGGUGACUAAGGACAUUUGUACUGGCUGAAUUCAGCAUCUAUGCUUUCUGCCUUGUUAGCAAAACAGAAGCAUGGUCUUAGGUCUGGCUCUGCCCUUGUUCGCCCUUGUUGAAAACAUUAGCUUUCUCAGCUGGUACAUACCUGUUCAAUAGAUGAAAAUGUAAAACAAAAUUGUAGACCUCCCUGUUUUCCAGGAGGCUAAAAUUAGACACCAGGAUGUCUGAUCUAUCAACAUUGUGCUAUUCUCCUAGAAAAUUAGCUGUGUUUCUGUAAGGUCCUGCCUGUACUGGAUUGGAAUCUAACUCUAAAUGCUUCUAAAAGAUUGUCUGUUUAAUCAGGAAUACAAAGGACAUUUAAUGAUCAUGAAAAUGGAGGAAGGAAACUCGUCAUUGCUUUCUGAAUUUGAAAUAAAACUUGCCAAGGAAAACCUAGAUACAUUACCUGAUACACGAAAAUACCUGUUAUGUUGUGGUGAAUUGUGAGUCUGUUUUCCUUAGGCUUUCAGUGUGACCAGGAAGAACUGAGUUUCAUUCUUCUGGAGAAAAAGUGAGAAGUAACUCAAGGAAAUGACUCUCAUAUUUUUUUUGUUAUUUUUUAUCACUGAAACAGCCACAGAGAAGCUGUGUCCUCUUCGUGCCUCCAUUGAUGUACUAGAAGGGGAGUAUUUUUUCCUUUGUUUUCCUGAGUCAAAACGACAGCAUUCUUGGAAAGAAGAAUACACAAUAAACUGGUACAAAGAAAGUGCUGGAAGGCAGAAUCGAAUAAAGGAAACACACAGAAUUGUAUCCCAAAUGAAUUUUCUGGAGUUUUGGCCAACUGAACUUGGUGACUCUGGGAGUUACUUUGUCACUGAAAGCAAUGGAAAACAAAAUUUCACAAUUCAAAAGUGGACCUUGAAUGUACUUGAAAGAAAUAAAAGCAGCUGUUUCAAUCAAAAUCAUUUAACAACUGAAAAUCAAAAUGCUGGAACUGGUCAUUCAUUGAAAUGCAGUGAUCUGUCUGUCAAUGAAAAUGACAGCAUAACAUGGUAUAAGGACUGUAAGAACUAUGAAAAUCAAAGGGAACGGGAACUGGAUUUUAAAACCUUAACAGUUCAGCACUCUGGUAUAUAUACCUGCAAAAUUUCCAUCAGUCAUGAAGGAAAGAUAUACCACAGUACCAAUACAAUUAGGCUUGUAGUAGAAGAAGAUGCACCAGAGACUGUAACUUUGGAGAUAGUUGGACGCGAUGAAGAAAUUCAGACAGAAAUAGGUAAAGAAGAGACACUCAACUGCACAGGUUUCUUGGGUUAUUAUAUGCAAGAAGAUGCCAGCCUCUACUGGUGGUUUAAUGAUACGUUUCCAAAAAAAUGUUCAGGUAUUCCUGAGGCUGACUCUCCAAUAUGUGAAGAAGAGUUAAAAAAAUCACAUUUGGGAAACAAGUUUUAUAUCACAAGGCUUCUACGGAUUAAAAAAGUAAGAGAUGAGGACUUGCAUCACAAUUUCACCUGCAAAUUGCAAGCUGAUGAAAUAACACACAUAAAAGUAGUGAAACUGAAGAAAGGAAACACCCGAGAUCUGCCUGUGCACCUAUUUACAACUGGAAUGAUCCUUGCUGUGCUGUUUCCAUGUGUUGCUGUUGCUGCGGUAGUUGUCUGUGUGAUGUUCAGAGUAGACUUAGUUCUAUUCUACAGGAACAUAAGCCAAAGAGAUGACACUGCUGGAGAUGGAAAAGAAUACGAUGCUUUUGUAUCUUACCUGAAAGACUGUGUUUCUACUAGUAAAGAAGAGAGAGAAUUUGCUUUGAGGAUAUUACCAAUGAUAUUAGAAGAAAACUUUGGGUACAAGUUAUGUAUAUUUGAGAGAGAUGUAUCUCCUGGAGGAGCUGUUGUUGAUGAUAUCCAUUCAUUCAUUGACAAAAGCCGAAGAUUAAUCAUUAUACUGAGCCAGAACUACGUUUCUGACAGAGCCGUAUAUGAACUUGAGAGUGGACUGCAUAAAGCUCUAGUAGAAAGAAAAACAAAGAUUAUAUUAAUUGAAUAUAUGCCUAUAAGUGACUACAAUUUCUUGCCAGAAUCGCUGUCUCUUUUGCCAUCAAAGAGAGUUGUGAGGUGGAAAAAAGAUAAAUCUCUCCCUGUGAAUUCCAGAUUUUGGAAGAACCUUCGGUACCUAAUGCCAGCAAAACCUACCAAGUCAAACACCAAAGGGCACUGUAUGAGUCUAGAUCUAGGCUCAGAAGGAACUCAACCAUGGACUGGAGACUGUGAUUUUAAUACAGUCAUAUAGGAGUUCUGGAGAUGGAAUAUGCUGCAGAAAUUUGCCAGCUUCAAUAAAUUCAAAUAGAAAACACAAACUGCAAUUACUUUUGGGAGACAGUGUUCAUAAGAGUCUGAGAUUUGAGAAGAAUGUAAGAAUCAUCACAGUAGCUAGGAUCAUGUUAACUUCAAUACUAAAUUGUGUCCUGAAGGUGGUUUCCUCAGCAGUCUGCACAAGGAGCUGAACUCUGAUUCCACACCAACCACAUUGCAUAACCGUUUGGUUUCACACUUUCCUACUUGUAGAGUGAUGUUGGUUAAACUUGCAUACUGCUGGUAUUUAGCUGCUUUUGGUUUUGUGUUUCGGUAUUUCCUAAGGAUCCUGCUUGGAAGCAAAACCAAAUGGCUCCUGCUCUAGAGAGUUUGGCAAACAGGCUUUGGAGAACACUGAGCAGAGAAAUCAAGUGGAAGUGGAGAAAGGCGGGGACAGAAGGAGUCAGAUUUAGUCAGGCUGACUGUAUUCACUGCUGAGUAGUGUGCCAAGGUAAAAAGAGACAAGGGAAAAUAGGACUAUGCAUACAUAAAUUAACAGAAGUUCUUAUCGCUCUUAUGGCCCAAAUUUCUGACUUUAACCAAGGCUUAGAAAUGCCUGCUUUCUGUUUGCCAGUCUCUAGAGAAAUUAGGCUACUAGUAAGGCUUUUAUAGACUGUAUUUCUAUUGGUUUUCCUGAUGAUGUUUAUGUCAAUUUAUGAGUGAACUGACAUGAUAGUUGUUUUGAAACAAUGGGUCAUUUCAGUGAUUUCUUUAGCAUUUUUGUACCAUUUUUUCACUUAAUAAAAAUUUAUUUCACCCUCUGUA
Numida meleagris (helmeted guineafowl) is the source of this 5077-nucleotide messenger RNA. It is a transcript of the gene IL18R1, whose product is annotated as interleukin 18 receptor 1. The transcript has 12 exons. The coding region runs from base 2553 to 4250 and encodes 565 amino acids. Gene Ontology annotation, molecular function: interleukin-1 receptor activity; interleukin-18 binding; interleukin-18 receptor activity. NCBI's taxonomy places the organism in Eukaryota, Metazoa, Chordata, Aves, Galliformes, Numididae. Gene Ontology annotation, biological process: interleukin-18-mediated signaling pathway; positive regulation of type II interferon production. The record is from RefSeq and is a predicted model, not a curated record.